Neoarius graeffei (lesser salmon catfish) is the source of this 2511-nucleotide messenger RNA. It is a transcript of the gene chn2, whose product is annotated as chimerin 2. Lineage: Eukaryota; Metazoa; Chordata; Actinopteri; Siluriformes; Ariidae. Gene Ontology annotation, biological process: positive regulation of GTPase activity; regulation of small GTPase mediated signal transduction; signal transduction. The coding region runs from base 353 to 1753 and encodes 466 amino acids. The transcript has 13 exons. Gene Ontology annotation, molecular function: GTPase activator activity. The record is from RefSeq and is a predicted model, not a curated record.
AAGACAGGAGUGUUGAGUGAGCGCUCUGGAGUGGCACAUGGACGCAGCCUGGACAGCAAUCAAUGCUCUUUUGCAGCGUGGAGGAAUAAUGACAUGACAUGAGAUGAGAUGACAUGAGAUGAGAUGACAUAACUUCAGCUGGUUGUUUGUUUUCCUCCCCUGUAUGUAUUUUAACUCUUUCUCUGACACCCGCACUGACUGUUUUUACUCCCCGGGAGAAGGCAGCGGCGCUGCUGCUGUGCUCGAGUGACAUCUGGAACAUCAGGGCAGACUGGAAUCAGGUGACAUGGAUGAGCUGAUCAGGUGUUGCGAGCACCUCGGUCGAAGGCGAGAGUAAGUGAGAGACGGAGAUAUGGCAGCCUCAAGUAACUCCAGUCUGUCCGGUUCCUCCGUGUCCUCCGAUCCUGAGGACUACCAGCCACCAAUAUGGAAAUCCUACUUGUACCAGCUACAGCAGGAAGCGCCCAGACCAAAGAGAAUAACAUGUCCACAGGAGAUCAGGAGCAGGCCCAAGUACUAUGGCCGAGAGUUCCAUGGGCUGAUCUCUAGAGAGCAGGCAGAUGAGCUUCUGGGUGGAGCUGAGGGGGCUUACCUCAUCAGAGAGAGUCAACGGCAGCCUGGAACGUUUACACUUGCAUUAAGGUUUGGAGGCCAGACUCUAAACUACAGGCUCUUCUACGAUGGCAAACACUUUGUGGGAGAGAAGCGGUUUGAGUCGGUGCACGACCUGGUCACAGACGGCCUCAUAACUCUCUACAUCGAGACCAAAGCAGCCGAGUACAUUGCCAAGAUGACCACCAACCCGAUCUACCAGCACGUGGGCUAUACGGCAUUAUUGAGAGACAAGAUGAGCCAGCGCCUGAGCCGAGCUCGAUCCGAGCCCAAGAAAGUCACCUUCCAACAAGAUGACAAGAUCUCCAACUCUCCACUGGGCAGACGCAGCGCUCUGAAGGACGGCUCCGAGAAGCAGUACAACUAUGAGAAGGUCCAUAAUUUUAAGGUACACACGUUCAGAGGCCCACACUGGUGUGAAUACUGUGCCAACUUCAUGUGGGGUCUCAUUGCCCAGGGUGUACGCUGCUCAGAUUGUGGACUGAACGUGCAUAAGCAAUGCUCAAAACUGGUGCCUAGUGACUGCCAGCCUGACCUGCGACGCAUCAAGAAAGUUUUUAGCUGUGACCUCACCACGCUGGUUAAAGCUCAUAAUACACCACGGCCUAUGGUCCUGGACAUGUGCAUCAGAGAAAUAGAGCACAGAGGACUGAAGUCAGAAGGGCUCUACAGAGUGUCCGGUUUCACAGAACAUAUCGAAGAUGUGAGGCUGGCCUUUGACAGAGACGGUGAGAAGGCAGAUAUCAGUGCUAACGCAUAUCCAGACAUCAACACCAUCACAGGAGCUUUGAAACUCUAUCUGAGGGAUCUGCCCAUCCCUGUCAUCACAUACGACGUCUAUUCCAAAUUCAUACUGGCAGCCAAAAUAAAUGACUCUGACACCAGACUAGAAGCAAUCCAUGAUGGGCUGCUGCAGCUUCCUCCGGCUCACUACGAGACUCUUCGCUACCUGAUGACUCAUCUAAAGAGGGUCACUAUGUAUGAAAAAGACAAUCUCAUGAAUGCUGAGAACCUUGGAAUCGUCUUUGGUCCAACUUUGAUGCAGCCACCAGACCAGAACACACUAGCCACCCUCAACGACAUGAGGCACCAGAAACUGAUCGUGCAGCUGUUGAUUGAGCAUGAAGAUAUCCUCUUUUAAAGCCAUGAACUGUAAAGAUUUUCCUACUAUCAGGAAGUCGAUGGUCGAUAUUCCUUAAAUUUAAAGAUCUUGUUUUGGUAGAAAACACUCUCUGAAUUGGCUUAAAAUGUACAUUUAAUGUAACAUAUAUUCUAAAUCACCAAUAGUAGAUUAUAAGAUCAGUAAGAAAUGGUCACUACUGUAAACCUGAUCUUGAUACUUGAUUGUGGUCACGAUCCUGUAUGAAUUCUCUUAAUACUUUUUAUGCGAAUUCUUAUUUAAUAUGAUCUGAUACAGAGCAAAUCAUGAGAAUGAUGAUGAUAAAAUGUCAAUUGUUGGGUUGUUUUUUGUUUUUUUUGUACAUAUAAGUUGUUUGUAUGGUACAGUAUAAUUGCAAAGGAUACUGUAUUCCCCAGAUGCCAAAUAAUGUAAAUGGGCCCCCGUGGUACAUGACUGAUGAUUCCAUGGUUAGUAUGUUGCACUGAUGAUGAUGUUUUAAUGUUUCACUAUGGGUUACAGAGUUCUUCAUCCUUUGUGAUGUGUGUAUGUACACAUUUUGUAAUGUGUUUUACAAUGACCAGACCCAGUAUGAAGCACUUUUUUUUUCUUUUGCGAAGAUUGUAAAUAUUUUUUGAUCAGUAUUUUUCCUGAAUUUGGUGUUGAUAAUUUUAAGUGUCAUCUCCAUUCAUUUUCCUUUUCUUAAAGUGCCAUUCCACCAUUGGAUGUAUUCUUUGGCAUAAAAUACAAUAUAUUUUGACAACAUAUAUAAAUGGUAUCAC